UGACGUCAUAUUUUCUAAUUUUUGUAUCUUUUUGUAUGUUGUUUUAUAAAAUAAAUCAAUGAAUAUUAACAACUUAUUGCAAAAUGUCAUAAUAUCAAAGGGUUGAAGUAAACCUGUAUCUAUUGGAUUUAAAAAUUUUCUUUAACAGUCUAAUGUAAUAUUUAUUAACUUCGGGCAGUUCCAGUCAAGCAGUAGUAGUAUUUUUAUGAUUAUGUACUACAUUUUAAAGUAACCUGGUUAGCUUUUGCUUAUAUUGAGAAUAUGUAUUAUGUUAAAUACAAAGUGUAAAUGAUUAAAUUAUUGAAAAUACAAACCCAUUUUACUUUUGUAAUUAAAUUUAUUAUUCAAGCUAAAGUUUGGACUAUGAUGUAGAUAAUCCAAUUUGAUACAUAAACAUUGUAAAAAUAAUCCAAAAAGUCUUAUUCAUAUUAGUGUUACGAUUACGAAAAUCUAUAUUUAUAAUGACAACAAAAUGGAUGCUGAAUAGAAAGCUAUUUCGUUUUUAUAAAUAUAAUGAUGGAAUGUUCGAUGAUUCUCUGAAUACACCGACCCGCUUUUAUUUGACUUUUUGCAAAAAAGCGACGGUACUUGAAAAAAUCAUGACAAAAAGUUAUUUUUGUCAGACAUUCAUUCCAUGCGGGCAUCAUACACAAAUGCGGAUAUCCAUUCCAUUUUAAUUGAGAUUCGUGAUUGUUAGUGCGAAUUAUAGUUAUGGAGACGCUCAUACUUGAGAGUUACGCUGAGGUGACAGUGACGACAUCUGGUGAAUCAGAGGAGCACUGCCACUGGAAGAGGCCGGAGCCUCCCAGUGCUGUACCUCAGCUGCUGGCGGCUUUGGUGCUUUGUUUCGUGUUUAUGAUAUGCGAGCUGAUCGGCGGCUACCUCGCCGGCAGUCUCUCGGUGAUGAGCGAUGCUGCUCACAUGUUAAGCGAUUGUGGAGGUUUCGCGUUGGCAUUGCUUGCCUUCCGCUGUGCUUCCCGACCUCCCACCGCCAGUAUGUCUUACGGAUAUCGACGAGCUGAAGUGCUAGGUGCAAUGGCGUCCGUGCUGUUAAUAUGGGCGUUGACGGGCGUGUUCGUGUACGUGGCCGCCGUGCGUAUACACACCGGCGAAUACCAUAUCGAACCAGACAUGAUGAUGAUAGUAUCUGGUUGUGGAGUCGGUUUUAAUGUAUUACUGGCUUUAGUGCUUCACGGAUGUGCUUCGGAUAUCGCUCACCACCACACACACGGGGGCGCGGCAUGCGGACACACACAUACACAUUCAGAGGCCUCUCCUCGGCGGUUUAAGCUAUUCCGGCGAAGAGAACACAAAAAUACAAAUGGGAACGUUCCCAAUGGUGAUUAUAGGAUGAAGGACCUAAGCGCUAGUGAUACAACGGUUAUAGGGAAUUCGCAAAGGAACAUAAACCUCCGUGCUGCGCUCAUUCACGUGAUCGGAGAUCUGAUUCAGAGCUGUGGGGUGCUCCUUGCAGCUGUCAUUAUUAAGUUUUACCCAGAAGCAAAGGUGAUAGAUCCCAUAUGUACGUUCGUGUUCAGCGUACUCGUCAUGCUCACAUCCGUGCGCGUCGUACGAGAUGCGCUCGCGAUCCUUAUGCAGGCUGUGCCUUCAGACUUCAGGUAUCGCGAGUGCGUGAGCGGCUUAUUAGCCGUGACGGGCGUGCGUCACGUGCACUCGGUCCACGCGUGGGCCUUGUCCACUCACCACAUUGUACUCACUGCACAUAUUGCCAUCGACGAGUUGGCGGAAUGGGAGGGAGUGCUGUCCACGUGCCAGAGGCUGGCGCGGUCCAUGGGCGUGAGCAGCGCCUGCUUCCAGGUGGAGCGGUUCUCGGGGGAGAUGGCUCUUUGCGAUACUUGCAAAAGACUCGCCGCGCCCUGACAUCUCUCCACGCUGUGUCGUUAGGCGAUAAGACGUGGGCAAACGACGACACAGGCGACUUUAUAAAUGUGAUAAAUGUAUUGAAAUGAAAUAACAUUCCUCUGUCUGACACCCGGUAGCUAGCCUCUAGCCUCUAAGAGAUCUAAGAAUUUAAAGUAUUUUUAUAGCUCCGCAGAUAUUAACGAUUCUGACGAUUUCAAUAUUUUUUCAUAAUCGUAGCUUAGAGAUGAUUAGGUUUUAGCUGAUCUCAGUAAUGCAGAGUGCGUAAGUUUCGAUUCACUGACAGUUUACACUUUUCCUUUGACAAUGUACAUUUAUAAUAUUAUUUCUGCCGAUUGGGAGCUCUGUUCAAAAGCAAAAAAUCAUACAAUUAUUUGGAGAAACCAGUUUCAGGUUUGAGUGGAUGGAGUGGUAAAUGUCCUAUCAUUCUGUGUUAAUUUUAGCUUUUUAUAAAGAGCGACAAUUAAACAGCACUUGUCCAAACAGAGCGCGUAAAUUACAUUUAAAAUUAAUUCAUACGCGUCUUCGCUCGCAUUAACGUUGUUUCAAACUAUUUACAACCCCUCGUUCGUGUAAUCGUUUCGAUGGGUGAAACCAAAUAAACUCAGGACGGCCCUUAUGCACUCCUGUUUUUAUUUCUCGUUAGCACAAAUAUAUAUUUUUCUCAGUUAUUUCUAGUGAAUUUGUUAAAAUUAUGCAUAAGUAUGUGCGUUCAAUGGAGUGCCAAAUAUAACCGGCUAUGUAAUGACAAAUAAAUUAACUUUAAGAGUAUUUAAAUGUAUAAAUGACUGUUAUGAUAUAGUUUAAUUAAGGUUUAAUAUAUCUUGAACAAGUAUUACAUUCGAAUGAACUCUCUCUACCAAAGAGAAGUUGAAUGCUUCUUUUCUUUUCAGCUUUCAAACCGUAUUUUCUUUAUGUUCGAUAUAUAUAUUCGCUCCGGGCAAGCCGACUGAGCGUAUUGGGCUGGUCCCAUUUGUUAGAUAAAGGUAGAUCCAAUCACCACAAAGUUUUAAAUUAUUUUCUCAAAUCUCUUCUUUCAGUAUUUCUAUUUCUUGAACUAGAUUUCGCUCAUUUCUUGCUCAAUUCUUGAAUUGAUUGUUGAAUUACUAGUUAUUGUCCACUGUACAGAGUUCUUCGAGAAAUAUAGUUUUAAGCGAUGAAUUUUGUGUAUGUAAACUUUGUAAAGGUCCGUAUAGUUUUGCGAAAAUGGAGCGUUGAAGUAAACAUUGGCCUAGUGUCCAAAGAUUCCCUCAAAUGGUGUACUUAAAUGUUUUUAAUAUUAUGCUCAAAUCUGUAUUGUGAUAGCUUUGUAAAUAUUAAUGUUAAUUGUAAAUACACUACUGCACAAUAACAUGGAAGACACAUUUUUGCGUUCGUUCUCGAAUAGAAGGUCCAGUUUAAGAAUACGGGACGUUCCAUGAGUUCGCAUUUACCAGACUAGUAGGUGAUCUUGGAAAACCCGAUUAUUUAGGAGAAUGCGGCUUCAUGUUAUUGUGUUUUCAUAUGUAGUGCAAUACUUGUAUAUACGUAUUAAAAAUGGAGAAACUCGAAAUUCUAAUAUUAUGAUGAACUAAUUUAUAAUAGUAUUAGAAUUUCCUGUAUAAAUGUCUGACGUAGUGAAUUCGUUUAA
Molecule: messenger RNA, 3511 nt
Organism: Pieris napi
Lineage: Eukaryota; Metazoa; Arthropoda; Insecta; Lepidoptera; Pieridae
Product: zinc transporter 2-like
Exons: 10
Coding region: 712-1881 (389 amino acids)
Biological process (GO): response to zinc ion; zinc ion transmembrane transport
Cellular component (GO): plasma membrane
Molecular function (GO): zinc ion transmembrane transporter activity
Source: RefSeq, a predicted model, not a curated record